UACGUGGGGUGUGUGGUUUGUUGGAAUUUUUCAGGAAGUGAUGUGUAGAUCUCUCUCUCUCACUGGUCUGAGUCAGUCAGGUUUAGAUGAUCUGCAGCUUCAUGAUCGUACAAUGGCACGUUUCAGGGUGUGGACACUUUAUUGUUGUUGUUUGGUGUUUGGAAACGGUGAACAUCUGUGCAAAGAUAAACUUUUAAAACGCAGUAACGUUUCUACUGAGCUCCAGUCUGAUGUCCUGCUGCCGUGUGACUUCGAUCCAGCUCUCCUCGGAUCAGAUAAGACUGCAGAUAUAGCAGUGCAGUGGAGACAGAUAAACACAACAUCACACGGUUUACUGGAGAUCUCUCUACAGGGAGAAGCGAUGUUCUGGAAUAGUAAAGAACGACGUAUCAAGCAUUUUCCUAAGCUCUCUGAAUCAGGAAACUUCUCCGUCCUCCUUCAGAAAGUGCAGCCGUAUGAUCUGAGUCUCUACACAUGUGAGCUGUUUAAUGGGACCAGGAGUAUUGGGUGUCAGGAGAUAGAGCUGGUUUCCCUGCCUCUGAAAUCCAUCAGCAUAGCAGGAGCAGUAGCAGCAAUAGCAGGAGCAGUUCUUCUGUUCUUAGUUCUAAUAUGUUUUUGGGGAAUAAGCAAUAAACGAAAGCCACAGCCACAGCCUGAGAGCAGGCGUGAAAGCUGUUACACAGAAGUGUGAGUCGACUGUGUUUAUUCUCAUGCACACCUGUGAAGGAAGAUGAUCAGUUUUCAAAGGACAAAUCCAACUAAAAUGAUAUUUAUCUUUAUAAUCAGUAUAUCGUCAUCAAUGAAGUACAAGAGCUGUGAGCUGAUGCUCCAGUUCAAUUGUUUUUAAGUGACAUGUUAAUCUGUUUUCAUCAGUUUCCUACAUUACCCAUAAUGCUGUUCAACAUCCUGCUGAUUAGCUCACUUAGUCCCUCUUUAGUUCCUCUUGCUCUUUUUGUUUUUAUGAGUAACAGUGUUCUGCUAUCCCUUAUGUUGAGAUCAUUAAAAUUCUCUAUAAUUUUCUCUUAUUAAACACUGUCACAGGAAUAACCACAAUACAGCAUCAUCCCACAAAUAAGCAGCACAAAUCACUAAACACAGCAACAUACUAACAUUUCAGUGUCCUGUCUACAGUCCCCUCUGCUGUAGCAGUAAUCAGACUGCUCAAUGAAAU
Hemibagrus wyckioides is the source of this 1171-nucleotide messenger RNA. RefSeq lists its product as uncharacterized. The transcript has 4 exons. Lineage: Eukaryota; Metazoa; Chordata; Actinopteri; Siluriformes; Bagridae. Bases 41 to 691 code for a protein of 216 amino acids. The record is from RefSeq and is a predicted model, not a curated record.